Messenger RNA from Parasteatoda tepidariorum (common house spider), 3196 nucleotides. RefSeq names its product deubiquitinase DESI2. Gene Ontology annotation, molecular function: deubiquitinase activity. Gene Ontology annotation, biological process: protein deubiquitination. Lineage: Eukaryota; Metazoa; Arthropoda; Arachnida; Araneae; Theridiidae. The record is from RefSeq and is a predicted model, not a curated record.
GUAGUUUUUGUUUAUUGUUGACAUUUUGAUGGGUUUUUGUACGACUUUGAACUUCUAAUGUUCACGAUAUUUUAGUUUGUUCUUUUAUAAACUUUUAUAAAUUAAUGUAUAAAAUGAUUAGUAUCAUUUAUCGUCUUUAUGAGGCUAUAGAUUAAAAUAUUUUUUAUUUGCCAAUAAUUUAUUAAUUUCUUAUCAAAAAUAAUACAUUCUUAUGCUGACAACCUUGUAAUCCAUUUUUUUUUCAUUGCUUGAGUAGAAUGCCUAGCAGUCCAGUAAUAUUAAACGUGUACGAUAUGUACUGGACAAAUGACUAUACAGCACCUUUAGGAAUCGGUGUGUUUCAUUCAGGAGUUGAAGUUCAUGAUAUUGAAUUUGCAUAUGGAGGCCAUCCCUUUAAUUUUUCUGGGAUAUUUGAAAUAGUUCCUCGAGAUGCUGGUGACCUAGGUGAUCAUUUUAAAUUCAGGGAAGCCAUACUGAUUGGUUAUACAGAGUUUACUGAAAGAGAAGUUCGUCGUGUAAUUGAAGAGCUGGGAAAAGAAUUCAAAGGAGAUGGCUAUCAUUUAAUGAAUAAGAAUUGCAAUAAUUUUUGUGGACGAUUAACUACGAUACUUUGUGGGCAAGAUAUUCCAUCUUGGGUGAAUAGAUUAGCUUACUUUAGUUCUUGUAUUCCUUUUUUACAACAAUGUUUGCCUCAAGAGUGGAUGAGUCCAAUCGCCUUACAAGCAUCAAUACGUGAUCGUGAUAGCAUGGAUUCAUCGAAUAACUCCUCAGAGUGUAGAAGAAAUAAUCAUGAAGAUUAAAUUUUGCAAUUAAUUUUAAUAUGCUCAUGGAAUAAAGUGGGAAAUCAAAAAGUUACAAGUAUACAAUGACUGCAAAUUAUUCAAAUUUCUCUAUGAUUUCCUUUGAGGUCUUCUUGUUGUCAUAAUCUAAUCAUCAUAAUUUGAAAGAUCGUCAUCAACAUGUUUACAACUGCGCUGUUUAUAUGUUGAUGGCUAUUAAUGUGGAAAUUUUCAGCAUCAACGCAAUUUUGUUUUUCAUUACAGUAAUGAUGAAAUAAUCUUUCACAUGUUGACAUUUGCACAUCAUGAUAUUUCUUCGAUUUUAAAAACAGUAAAUUCUAUUUAUUACAAAAAAUUAUUUAUUUAAAUUUUUUUUAAAUAACAAUACCUAAUAGUAAAUAAAAUAACAUAUUAUACAUGGCUAUAUAUGGGCAAGUAAAAACAUUUCUUUCGUUAUGAACAUACAUUACAAUACUAUAAUUUAUUUGAGUAGGUACAAUGUAAAAAGUCAAAUAAACUUUUUACUAUCAUUAAUCUGUUUUGAAUAAAUUAACAACUUUAUAACUAAUUAACAACUUAACAAAUAAAACUUUGAUAUUUAAAUAAAAUGGAAUUGUAUGCUACUGUCAUUGAAUAAAUAAGUCUUCUAAAAGUUAGAAGCUUUGUUCAUUUCAAAUUAUAUAAAAUGCAUUUUUAUAUUAUAUACUACUAAGUUCCAUAUCCGGAUGUUGGUUUAUAAACAUCUAUUUGACUAUUUUUUCCCACUUUUUUAACAAACAAAAUGCAUACAUUUCUUUUCAUCUUUAUUUAUUUAUUUAUUUGCAAUGCGUUAAAAAAGGAAUUAGUAAAAAAAAAAUUUUUUUUUUACUAUCAGAAAAGAAUAUUAUGAGACGCUCUUUGUUUCCCUUUAAAUUAUAAAUGUUUCCAUUAAAAACUCUACUCACAAUUCUGUUCAUUGCUUAUUAAAUUUACUUCAAGAAUUGAUCUAAACUCUAUCUUUCACCCCCAUCCCCUUGUGGGGCUGGGGACAGCUUUGAAAUCUUAAAUAUGAACCCCUUUUUCUUAUUCCAGAUUCGAAUUCUCCAAGAAAAAGUAACUUUAUUUUAGUUGUAGGUUUAUGCAUUUUGCUUUACAGGUGCCGCUGUAACGGAGAAAAUUAAAAUAGGCUGCAAACUGUUUAAAAUGUUGGUAACUAGAGACCUAUCAGAUUGCUAAAUAAAUAAAUUAAAAUUCGGUAUUUUUUUGUCCAAAAAAAAAAGAUAAAUUUUUUUUAAACGUAUCUAUUUUUAUCUUCUUAACUUGAUGGAUUUUGAAAUUUGCCAUUUUAAACAGCUUGUACCCUAUUUAAUUUUUCUUGGUUACAGCGCCAUCUGUGAAGCAAAAUGCAUGAAACUAAGACUCAAAUAGAGUUACUUUUUCCUGGAGAAUCUGAAUUUUGCUAUAAAAUAUACAAGCUCAUAUUUAAAAUGUCAAAGCUGCUCCCACCACCUCGCCUUAAGGGAUUGCGGGUGAAAGAUUGAGUUCUAUAUCAUUGAAUACCUUUAAAGUUUUCACUUUUUUGAAUAUUUCUUGAGAUAUUUGACCGUUUCCUAACUUUUUUUAUUCCCUGUAUAUAUCAAUCUUAGUUAACUAAAGAAAAUCACAAAACACUUCUUAGUUAACCAAAGAUCAUUUCAACUACAAGAGAACGUUAUGGUAUUGAAUUACCGUUAAUUAUCUUCCAUUCGUUAUUUUUUUUAAUUAAAUAAUGCAUGUUUUGAUCUUUGUUUACCUUAAAAACUUAUUGUUAAGAAAAGUCUAUUUUCCCAAACUUGCUGAAAUCUCGACGAUACGGAUAUGGGACAUUCUAGGUAUAUAUUUUCUUUUUUUUUUAGUAUAGCAAAAUUUUAAUUUAGUACAUUUAUUUAGUUUUUUAUUGCCAAAAGUCCCAAUAUUUAUAGAAAUUCUGCUACUGUUUCUAAUUUACUUUUCUGGCAAAGUAAAUGCUUUUCAGAAUAUUAUACAUCUCAUAGGAAAAUGUAGCGGAAGUUGUCUAAUUUGAGCCAUUCUGUUUCAUAAUUAUAAAGCUAUUAUCAAGAAAACUAAUGUAGUCUCUAAUGUUGUUUUUAGUCAAGAGUUUUUAAUUGAUAAGUGCAGGAAUGUCUUAUUUUUUAGCUUUAUUGCAUUUUUGUAGCAUUUAAUCAUCAAUUAUUAUAUUGUAAUGAAACUUUAUGAAUCUGUUUUUAUGCUGCACGUUUCCAUAUGAGUGGAAGUUUCGAUUUCAACUUUCAUUUGCUUUGUGACUGUGAUUUUGAUACGCUCAGUAUUUUGUUUUGUGGCAUAUAUUUAAAUGUUUUAGGAUGUACUAAUUUAUACUUGUGUGUUGUGUUUUUGGAAAAUUUUAAUUCAGAUAAUUAAAUAAAGGUUGUUUUUUUAAA